This is a messenger RNA of Mytilus californianus (California mussel), 9041 nucleotides long. RefSeq names its product phosphatidate phosphatase LPIN1-like. Gene Ontology annotation, biological process: positive regulation of transcription by RNA polymerase II; fatty acid catabolic process; triglyceride biosynthetic process. The transcript is spliced from 18 exons. NCBI's taxonomy places the organism in Eukaryota, Metazoa, Mollusca, Bivalvia, Mytilida, Mytilidae. Gene Ontology annotation, cellular component: nucleus. Gene Ontology annotation, molecular function: phosphatidate phosphatase activity; transcription coactivator activity. The record is from RefSeq and is a predicted model, not a curated record. Bases 269 to 2914 code for a protein of 881 amino acids.
AACCCCACCUCCACAUGAUCCGCCAUUCAGUCAGACGUACGUCAAAAUUUACGUUAUGAUUUCUUCAGUCUCUUCUAAAAAUUAAGAACAUUCUCUUGGGGGAAUACAGUACAAAUAUUGAAAAAUUGAUUUCAAAAGAUAUUUUUGGCCACAUUAAAGGAACGAACAUUAGGAUUUAUCGAUUUUGAAAAGAAGAUUUCAACAAAUUUUAAAGCCAUCUUGAGCCAAAUCACAGAAAUGUCUACCAUGUAAGGGAAGAUAACCCAGCAUGAGUUAUUUCAGUUAUGUCGGCAAACUAUUUUCUAACGUCAAAGGAUUUUACAAUGAAAUCAAUGCAGCAACGUUAACAGGUGCUAUAGAUGUCAUCAUUGUCGAACAAGAAGAUGGUGGAUUCAAAUCUUCACCAUUCCAUGUUAGAUUUGGUAAACUUGGGGUCAUUCGAGCUAGAGAAAAAGUGGUUGACAUAGAGAUAAAUGGAGAGGGUGUUGAUUUGCAUAUGAAGUUGGGAGAAUCUGGGGAAGCUUUCUUCGUGACAGAGGUUCCAACAGAUGAAGAUGUGGAGGAGAUUCCAGCACAUUUGGCCACAUCACCCAUGCCUUCUAGUGUCGACCUUAUGGAGAAAGGAGUGAUGGAGAUGAAGAAGAAACAUGGAGAUAAAAGGAAGAAAAUAAAGAAAAUCAAAGACCUAGAUGAAGAAGAAGAGAGUGAACAAAAUGAACCGACAGGACAAGACAGUUUGACAGAAGCAAAUGAACAGAGUAGGAAGGUACGAAGGAAACGAUCCACAAAAAGGAAGAAUCAGGCGGAAACACCUAAAAUUGAACCUAGAACAGAUGCCACAGAAAUAUUUGAGAUCGAUGAUGUUUCUUCAGAUGAAGAAUUAGCAAACCUUCCAAUGAUUCCUCCUGGCUUGUCCAAGUCUAUUAGCCUUCCUGUUGUCGAGGAGAAUAAGUUUGAACGUACACGGGAAUGGGCUACACAAUCAUACGAUGGAUUCCCACAUGUAUUUAGUGACACAGAAAUGUCACCAGUUAGUAGCCCUGUUGGAAGCAGGCCACCCUCCCCAAAGAGUGAUACUGAGGUGGAAUGUCACAGACAGUCAAAAGGUUCAUUCUUAACAGAGGAGGACACAACACUCUGGGAAUGGGGAGAUUUGCCUAGGAAGUCUGUGGCAGAUGUGCCAACAACUGUUGGUGAGACAGAGUCCAGAGACCUUAUCCUGGACAAUAAGCAGUCCUCAUCAGGGUUGUUCCAGUUCAUGAAAAGUACAAGAAAUGUCCGGCAUAAGCCUGAAUUGGAGGGAAUCUAUCUUGAUGAUCUUAACUUAGAUGAAAUGAGUCCAGAAGUCGCAAAGUUAUACUUCCCAAAAAGAAGCUGCUCAGAGCAGUUUCACCAGACACAGUUCCAGUCGAUCAGAGAACGAGAAGAUGAUGUCGAAUCUGGUCGUGGUGCUUCACUUCCCGUCUCUCCUCACUCUGUAGAGGGCGCUGUAUGUGGACCACCUGUGUCCUUUCUGAGGUCAGAGGUCAAAUCCCUCGGUACCUAUUCUAUGUCCCUCUGUGGUGGUUUGUCAGAGGGUGUUACCUUGGAAAAGUUCAUGCAGAAGAUUGUGACCUUUGAUGACCUUUGUGACAAUUUUGGCAUGAUCAACAACCCAGACUUAGUCAUUCGUAUCGGGGAAAAGUACUAUAACUGGCUGACAGCAGCACCUAUGAUGCUUACUCAUCUGGUAUUUGAAAGGAAUCUUUCACAGACCUCUAUGAACAAAUUAAUAGAUGAACAUAUGCCAAAGAAGAAAGAAAAGAGAACUAGUGGUGUGUCGUCGUGGUUUUCAUGGGGGAGGUCAUCCAAGGUCAUAGAUCAGUCACAGUCUCAGGACAAACAGGCUGUGCAGACAUCUAUGUCUGAUUCAGAGAUAGGAACAGGAAAAACGACUGAUGAAAAUUCAACAUUGAGUCCCCCGACCAGCCUGCCUGCAAGUGUAUCCGGUAGUCCAAGGAAAGUCAGAAAAAAUACUGAUAACAGUCUGGCUGAUGAUGAUCAUACCUCCAGUGAAGCUGAUACAGAUUCAGAUAGGAAUGAGGCUCACAAAAGGGUCACUUCAGAGAAGUACAAAAAGACAAUCAGAUUGGACUCGGAUUCUAUCAAAAAGCUGAAUUUACAACCUGGUUGUAAUGAGAUUGUUUACUCUGUUACAACACAGUUCCAGGGGACAAAGAAAUGUACAAGUCAUAUCUACCUGUGGAGAUAUGACGACAAAAUCAUUGUCUCUGAUAUUGAUGGAACAAUUACCAAAUCAGAUGUAUUAGGACAAAUUCUGCCUAUUAUUGGCAAAGAUUGGUCACAGUCUGGUGUAGCUCAGCUGUAUACCUCCAUCAACACAAACGGUUACAAGUUUCUCUACCUGUCUGCUCGUGCUAUAGGACAAUCAAAAGUUACCAAAGAUCUACUGAAAAGUAUUAAACAGGAAGUGCAUGUCCUUCCGGAGGGUCCUCUUCUAUUGUCACCAACAUCUCUAGUCAGUGCUUUCCACAGAGAAGUGAUUGAGAAGAAGCCAGAGGAGUUCAAAAUAGCCUGUCUGAAGGAUAUUGGUAGCUUGUUUCCUCCCUUUACUCAAGCUUUCUAUGCAGGAUUUGGCAACAAAGUUAAUGAUGUUUAUGCAUACACCGCCAUUAAUAUUCCACCCUACAGAAUCUUUACAAUCAAUCCACGAGGAGAACUCAAACAGGAAUCACACUUUACAUUCCAGUCAUCGUAUGUAAGCCUUACUGACAUAGCAGACCAUUACUUUCCCCCAGUUAUACAUGAGAAUGCAUUGGAAUGUAGUGAAUUCAGCAACACAACAUUUUGGCGGGAACCACUUAUAGAAAUUGAAGACACAGACCUCCAACUUUUGGUUGGACCAGCGAAAUGACAUGCGGCACCAAUGGGUAACCAGUCUAAGAUGUUAAUAGAAAACCAGUUGAACAAAAUAGUUGGCAAUCAGUAUUAUCUCCAAAGCAAUAACAGUAUUGACUUACUGGAUGAUAUUUUUGAAGAUCAUGGCAUAGACGAACAUGAUAUUGGACAGGCCAUUCAGAUGUCUGAUGAAAAUGGAAAGGAUAUGUCAAUUUGGUUGCUUCCAUUCAAAAUUUAUCUGUAAAGAUUUCUGUAUUCAAUACAUUCUCCAUAAACAUGGCAUGCAGUUUUAUACUUUACCCUGUGUACUGAGUUUGAGAAAAAAACAAAACCUGAAAAAUAAGCCUGUAACGGAAAAAAAAAAGACUUUUUCCCACAAAACCUUGCCUUUUGACCAUAAAUUUGUUUAUGAGGAAAAUGAUGUCUUAAUAUUCAAACAUAAUAGGGUUUUAUGUUAUUUGUAUUGGACUGAAAUCUAAGAUGUGUAAGACACAUCAGUACAUAUUGAAAUUUUAUGAACAAUUUAGGUAUUAAUUAAGUGCAGGUUGAUUUCUGACAGGAUAACUUGCAUUACAAUCAGAAAAUAAUAUGUUUAUUUUAGAUUUUUUCAGUUAAAAGUUGUAUUAUUUAAUUUCAUCGUUUAUUGACAGGGUAUUAGAGCAUUUUUAAGGAUAUUUUUUUCUACAUCAAUUUAUAUUUGGUUGUAGUUCAGUUAUACUAUCAGUUACACUUUCAGUAACACAUUUUUGUUGCUUUAGAUAAGUUUCAGCAUUAACAUCGAUAUCAGUUUAGUAUUUAGUGAAGAAAUACUGGUUACUCAUUGGGUUAUUAUUGUGGUAGGGCUAUUCCAGGUAAAAAAAGGUAAGGGGGUUGAACGGCACUUUUUCCCACAAAGACCCUAUCCAUACACUUUUAUUCAGAAAUUAAAUGUGUUAUUGUUUGAAAACUUGUUUUCGACCCCUUUUACCCCAAUAUUGAUAAUAUCAGGUGCCUUCCAACUCCCAUAUAAUUAAUUGUGGAAUAGCCCUUAGAAGUUGAGUUAAGUUAAAUCUCAGGUUUUUUAUGUGUUAGAUAUUUUCAUUGUUUUUCAUUACUAUACAUUGAGGUUAAAUUUUUCGUGGAAAUUAACAUUAUUUUACCACUAAAUACAGUAUAAGUAAUUAAUUAAAUGGAUCCUGGAUGUGACAAGGCUGUUAUUGAUUUUCAAAAAAUCUCCAUGACAACUAACAUGGCUAACACACUUUCUUUCAGUAAUUUUGCAUAUUUCAAAUAGACAUGCAGCCAUAAAUGGCACUUGACCUUUGUCUAAAAAUAAAAAUUACUUUCGUACCUUCCAACUCAUUUUAAUGGAAUAGUCUGUAUUAAAGAUAUCCAGUUAUUUCCAGUAUUAACUGGUUACAAUUGGCUUAGUUUUGUACAGAAACUUUAACCUCAGUAUAGGAAUGAUCAUGGUAAUAGUUAAUGUCAAUUGUAUUUAUGUCCAUAACAUGUUCAUUCCACUACAAAUGUUUAUCUCUGUUAGUUAUUCCUGACUUUUAUAAAAAAAAAAAAUCAAUUGAUUCUGCAUUUUCAAUACCUGAAGUUAUAUGACUAGUUUAAAAUUAUUUCAUUUAUUUAGGAAAAUAAAAUAAAUAAAAGUCUUUCUACUAAUAAGGUAACAAUCAGUACAAUUCUUUAGUCUUGAGAUAGAACUUCUAAAAAUGUAUUAUAAAUGUCUGGUUAUUAUUUUUACCGAAGCAAUGAUCUUUAAUCCAUUGCAAACAUUAAUUUACAUAUUUUAUUGGAAUUUAAUCAUAUCUGAUAUGUAUGUAUGAUAAUUGUAAUAAUUCAAAAGAACAUGACUGACAAUUUGCUAUUUAUUUAACAGAACCUGUAGUUAUGUAGCUAUUUAGGCCACACCCAGUCUGGUAAAAUUAAUUAAAAAAAAAGAAAAUGAAGGAUUUUUCAGUUUGGUGAAAUUAUAUGUUAUGGACAUAACAUAAUUGACAGUGUAGUUAGACAGCUUAAGUUUUAUUAAGUUGGUGUUCUAUAGAUAUUGUAUAUUUAUAUCCAGCAAGGUAGUAUUAGAGAUUUUGUUUUAGAUCAUUUUGUUUAUCGUUGCCUUGCAGUGUAGUUUUGGUAAAGGGAAGUAAUUGAGAUGAAAAGAUGAGUUAUUUCCCUUCAUUUGAGUCUGUUUUUUUUUUCAUACUUAACAAAAUACUAUAUCAAUAGAAAUUCUUUGAUUAUGUGAAAGCUUUUAAUUGGUUUGAUAUUUUGGCUUCAAAAUAAUCUGUAUGAGUGCAGCUUUUUCAAAAGCCAAUUCUACAAUAGCUAAUUUCUGAACAUCACUAUUUUGAGACAUCAAACAUCUGUUUCAAGUUCAUAUUUCUUCUCCAUUUUAGUGGAUUAUUUUGUUUUUCCUGUAUUUUGUUUAUGAAUUUUGCUAAUUGUUGGACAAUGACAAAGCUUCAUAAAAUAACUAAAAUUGAUAAAAAUUGAUAAAAGUCAUUUACACUCAUUCUGCAUAGAAUUGGUUCAAAGUAGUCUCAUAUUAUCAUUAUUCAGAGUUGAUCUCAGUUAAUCAGGCCUCACCCUCCUUUUGCCUCUUGUAUUCCGGUGUCUAUCCCUAUUAUUUUGAUAUGAAAAAGAAUGAAAUUGGAUAUUUUGUCAUAAAUGAAUCAGUCAAAUUACUGUUGUGAAAUGUUGAUUUUAACCAGUUUUAUCCUGGUUGCCUUUCACAUUUCUGUUUUGAAAAUGAAGUUGCACUUUGUUUGUUGUACAACUGUUAGUUACAGAUUGUACAUGGUUUUUUGUUUAUAGUUGACUUCCUUUCAACAAAUGUGUGGACAUUAGACAAGUGGAAAUUUCAUCAAAUAUUUUUUUUUUUUAAUAUUGGAAGCUACUUGAAAGAUUUUUUAGAUAUUGUAAAAUGUAUUAGGUCACAAUUAAUGAAAUUAUUAUAGUAAUUGAAACAUUAAUAUUUUGUACAUAUUUGAUGUAAACUUUUGGUGCUAUUUGUCUUAUCACAACUACAUGCAUGUGUGUUGUAAUUUUUUCAAGCAUUUUCAUAUCAUAUUUUAAAAUAAUGUAUUAAAUGUUGUCGAAAUCAUUUUAAUUGCUAAGACUUUUGAAAUGACCAGGGAAAGGAAGGGACCAUGUUUCAUACAGAAUAUUUACCAUAUGUUUACACCAGUUUGACCACUUUACCAGAGUCUUCACCAUUCCCAGAUUAAACAAAACGUGAUUAAUUUAUAUUAUAUUGAGAGAAUAUUUUUAUGAUAGAUAAGGAAAUUAAGUGACACAUAUAUAUCAUAGUUUUCUUUUUUCCCCUUGGUAUUUGCGUAGAUGAGAGAAGUUUUUGAAGUUGUGUUUCAUGGAUUGAAUAUCUAAGUUAUUAUAUUCCUGAUUUUUUAGUAAGGAUACCAGAAAUCUUUUAUAAGAUAAUCUGUUUUAUUGUUAUUUUCUCACCGUUUCCUUUGAUCUUUCUGGAUGAUAAUUUUCCAUAUCACACUACUUGAGUGAUAUGGGUUUUUCUCAGUGAAGAAGAAUUAGAAUGUAUGAUGUUAUGAGUCAUUACAGAUUAUCAAAGGUCUUUCAAACUCGAGGAUGUUUCUUGGCUUCAUUUGAUCACAAGGCAGUCGCCAGUGUAUGAGAUUGUAGCAGAGGAACACUCUCUCGUUUUAAAUACCAUCAAUAAUCUAUAAAUGCAUUAAAAGUCAUGUGACUUUUGUCGUUUCCAUCUUUUCAUGUUAGGGGGAGUGGGCACAUAAUUGUACUAAACUUCUCACUUGUUCAUUCUUAUCUUAUUUCUUCUAAAGACUUAGUAAAUACAAUAUGUUUUUCCAGCAUGUACAAUACCUUGGAAAAAGGAUUUAAACAUUUGUGUUCAAUAUUCACACAAAAUAUGAGUUUAAAAUAGCUGUAAUGUACUUUGAGUCUCAAUUAUAAGUGCUGUUUAUAUUAGGAUUGGUUUUUACUUUCUUAUAGAUGUUAAAGAUAUAGUUUCAUUUUUGUGUGAUUUUUUUAUUAGCAGAGUUCGAGAAGUUGCUUUAAGUCAUCUUCUCUAUAUAUACAUGGGUCUUUCAUUUUUAAAAAGCUGAUUAUUAUAACACAUAGUGUUAACAUAUGUCUUUCUGUUAUUUUUUUUUUCAUGUGUGAUAAAUUUUUUUGGUUUUUGGGAGUUCUUGUUUGUCAAAAUGUUUAGAUCCAUGACAUUUCUCAUCUGACUUCAAAGAAAUUGAGUUGUGCAAUAAUAAUUAAGGUAUAGUGGUGCAUUAAUACAUGUCAAAAGGGAUAGAUUGAGACAUUUUUGUUUUACUUCUAGAGUACCUGGCAUUAAGGAUGAUGCUUCCCUUUGGUGCGUUUUCUUAAAUUAAUUCAUUCUAUUUUGUUUUGCAUAAUCAAAUUUUCAAUGUAUUUUAUGCUUUAUUGCCAAGGAAACCCAGAAUGUGAAAGAUUUAUGAUAGUAAAAUAUUACUGGAAAAAAUAAUAAGACUAAAAAUUUCUUGUUCUCAGGUUGUAGGUAGAUGCAUUCUGGUCAAGAUGAUAUGAAUACAAUAACUACAAGUUUGUUCUAGUCAAAAUGAGUAAAACAAGAAUGUCUUGCUCAAUAAGGGGCAAAUUUAGUAUUCUCAACCAUUUAAGAAUAUUGUAUCAAAAUGGACAGUUCUAGAUCUAUCCAUACCUUAAACUUGAAUAGAGGAAGGGGUGUAUUGCUUUCACUCCUAUUACCCACAUAAAAUUAUAAUGUGUGGGUGUCCAACUCUCUCAUACAUUUUUUUCUGAAAUAGCCAUAAGGUUAUGCCUUCAAUCUGAAUUUCUCUAAAUUUUGAUCUCAAGCAAUACUGUUUGAAGAAAGCAUUUUAAAUAUUUGAUGAUGAACACAAAUAGUUGAGAAUUCUGGAUAAUGCCUUUUGAUAAAUCAAAAAAUUCUUUUUAAUUCAUAUAAUAUGUAAAUUAGUGUUUGAUGUCUUUCUUGAAAGUGAAUAGUCACACUUGACUGAACAUAAAAUGUUCAUAUCAAGUUUAUUGAGAUAUCAGCCAAAUUUGAAAUAUUGUACUAAACAUGUGUAUUAUUUAAUGUAUGGAACUUAUAGUACACAUAGGUAAUUUGUUUAAAGAUUAGAUUGAAUAGUGCGGAAGUGAUUACAGAGAUAAGUUUUGUAAGAAUUGGGGAUGAUUUUCAGUCUUUAAGCUCAGUAGUGAAUAUAAAUCCUUUUUUUUUGGCAUCUUGAACUUUUGAAUUCACAAACCAGUAAAAUUAUUUUAUUUAAUCAGUUUAUGCUUGUAAGUGAAAACAAAUGGUAUUGUAUUCAUUGCAGAAAUAUAUUAAUAUUGUCAGUUUGUUUUCGAUCUAUGAGUUUGACUGUCCCUCUGGUAUCUUUUGUCCCUCUUUUAAUGUGUUGUAUGAAUUGUUAAGCAUAUGUCUGUCUGUCUGUAUGUCAUUUUGUAAAUUCACAUUUUGUGUUUAAAUGCUGUAUAAAUGCUUCUGAUUCUAUGUCAUAUGAUUAUCUUGUUUGUCAUGUGACACACCAUGUGAUUGUAAGUUCUGUAAAUCAUGUAUCUUUUUUUUACUUUCAUAAUGACUGUCUCUGCUUUGUGUUUAAGGUGUUUUUUUCUUAAAUCAUGCAAUAAUUUCACUGAUUAGAUGACAAUUUCAGUCACAGGAAGUUCCAAAUUUCAUGUCUAACUCUUGUAAUUGGUUUUUUAGAGCAUUCUGACAUAGGUACAGUUUCCUAAAAAAAUGGAUUUGAAAAAAAAAACGGUUCAGAAUCCAUAAAGUAUUUAGCAAAAUUGACCUUGUACAUUUAAAAAAAAAUUGGUAUCCCUUUAAAGUAAAUGUUAAUAAUCACAGACUGACCAUUUGCAUAUUUGUGAUAGGUAGGGAAAUGAAAAAUUUCUAUUACUACAAGGUUUGACCAAUUGUGGAACUUUCCUUGAUUUCUGACCGUCUGUAUUCAUUUGAAAAUCAAAUAGUUUUGGAAAUUAGCAUUGAAGCAAUAUGUUUUCUUGUUAGUUUUUGAAAUGAAUUUAUCUGUAAUUAAGUAUGUUGCUGUUGCAUUUUACAGAAGUGUAAUAUAGAUCAAAGAAUGUUUGUUGUCUGAGAGAGAUUUUGUUUACCAUAUGUUUAAGUUUGAUGAUAGAUAUUAAAAAUAUUUCCAAUA